AUUUAAAGGAACUAAUGUUAAACGAAAAUGAAACAUAUUGUUGGAAAAGUUGUUCUGCUUGGUUUUCAAGGUGUUGGAAAAACUGCUUUAGUUACACGAUAUGUUGAGAAUUCCUUUCACCGUCAGAUAGCUCCAACAGUUGGUGCAUCCUUUUUUACAUGUAAAGUAGAGGCUGAUGGCAACAUGGUAACUCUGCAGAUAUGGGACACAGCAGGACAAGAACGUUUUAAAGCAAUGGCCCCCAUGUUUUAUCGCAACGCAAAUGCUGCGUUACUCGUUUUCGACUUAACCUCACAAACUUCUUUUGAGAGUAUAAAGAUGUGGGUUCAAGAACUGAAAGGGAACGUAGAUGAGCCCAUGAUGUUAUGCAUGGUUGGAAAUAAAAUAGAUUUAAACGAUCAAAGAGAGGUAUCACGUGAACAAGCGUUAGCCUAUUCGCAAAGUAUCGAUGCCACAUAUUUAGAAUGUUCAGCAAAAACGGAUCAAGGUGUUGGUUUGAUUUUCCAAAAACUCGCUCAAGGUCUUUUACGAUUGCAAGGCCUUACUUCUACGCUCAAAGUAUACGACGACGAUAUUAUGGCAAACUCUAGUGAACUAGAGGCCACCGACACUGCCAACGAAGAGACUGUUAACGUCAGUAUAGGAAGUAUCGCCCAUGGAAAUACUGUCAAUUUUGGCAAGUGCUGUUAGUCUUAAGAAUAGUAUUUCUUUUCGUAUGCUUGUACAGAUAAAAAGAAUGUAAUGUGAUAUCGUGACAUUUAAAUGUAUUUCUACUUGCAAACAACUAGUUCAUAUUGGAAAAUUUUUAAAUAUGAAUUUAUAAAUGAAUAAACUAUUUUUGACACUGACGAUGACCAUGAACAAAAUUUUAACAUAUCAAUGUAGAUAUAAAUGUUUUUCAUAUUUAUACCGGAAAAUAUUGGAAUAUUUUGACAAGAUAUUUAUAAAUAUUAAAAAACAUAUUAAUGUUGUACAGCUUAAACUAAUCUUAAUUUUUUUUUUAUUUUAUCGGAGUUUGAAACAAACAUUUGGUGCAAAAUUAUCGUUAUUUGGUGCAAAGUUAAUGAAAAACGUAUUUAAUUGUUAAAAAGAUAAACACAUUGGUGUUGUAUGCCUUAUCUCAGAAACAUGGAUAAAUGCAAGAGGAAUAUAACGAAUAAUAUUCAAUAAGUAUUAAUAAAAACUAACACAAGUAAAAUUUUCAGUGUUUGUUUUUUUUUUUCGGUCUAGGACGUUUCGACGCGACCAUUUUGACGCAGCCGUUUCGACGCGGCCGUUUCGACGCGAGGACAUUUCGACACCGGCCGUUUCGACGCCAAGUGUAUUUUUUUUU
Molecule: messenger RNA, 1333 nt
Organism: Psylliodes chrysocephalus
Lineage: Eukaryota; Metazoa; Arthropoda; Insecta; Coleoptera; Chrysomelidae
Source: the annotation of a GenBank genome assembly